This is a messenger RNA of Sphenostylis stenocarpa, 498 nucleotides long. The record is from the annotation of a GenBank genome assembly. Lineage: Eukaryota; Viridiplantae; Streptophyta; Magnoliopsida; Fabales; Fabaceae.
AUGCAAGAAAGGAGUGAAAAAGGGAAGCGAGAGGAGUUAAAGUAUGCUAAAUGCAAAACAAGGGGUAAGAUUGAGGUUAAGGUUAAGAUUAAGACUAAUGAUGUUCUAAUCCACAUGAAGGACUUUAAAAGAAACAAUGAUGACAUGCAUGAUUUUAUACAUGAUAUAAGCGGUUCUAAUUUUCUUCUGGAAAGUGCAAGUGAGAAAACUGCCUCGAAAAUGAACAACCUAAUAGGGCAAACCAAUCAAACCAUGAAAAAGGCAGAUCCAAAAGACAAGGGAGUUGUUUCCUUAAUUUUCUCUGUCACGCCUAAAAAGACCAAAAUUGAGUCGUUUUCUUCAUCGAGGUUAGAGAAAGCCGAAGACAAAAACAUUAUCCUGUCAUAUUUUAUACCUAUGGUGCCAUUAAAUCAAGGUAAACUGAGAAGAUGGUUGAUGUAUACCAUAAAUCAAAUGUACAUGGCAUCUUUACUGUUGUUACAACGUCAGAAUAUCUAA